This is a messenger RNA of Hippoglossus stenolepis (Pacific halibut), 5099 nucleotides long. RefSeq names its product tenascin N (gene tnn). Gene Ontology annotation, molecular function: protein binding. The transcript is spliced from 19 exons. The record is from RefSeq and is a predicted model, not a curated record. NCBI's taxonomy places the organism in Eukaryota, Metazoa, Chordata, Actinopteri, Pleuronectiformes, Pleuronectidae. The coding region runs from base 208 to 3558 and encodes 1116 amino acids.
GGCAUUUGGGAGAGAUUUUUAACAAUUGAAGAGGGAGGGGGGAGAGCAGAAAGUCAGCGGUAGCAAAGAAGUCUUGGAAUCAGCCGGCCUGGCCUGUCAACAGGUGGCAGAGGGAGUUCAGUCCUUCAGAGAGAAGAGAGGAGAGAAGGCAGAGAAGAGAGAAGGCAGUGAAGAGAGAAGAGAAAGUUGAAGAAAACCCUCAAGGCCAUGCCCACUCGACUCCUGCGGAGGGCCCUGUGCCUGUGGGCCCUGCUCAGCACCGUCUCGCACCUCAGCUACGCCGACAACCAAGCAGACCCCUCAGCCCCAGAGCAGGGAGUCACCUUCAGCCACGUCUAUAAAAUCGACAUGCCAGGGAGCUCCAGCUGUAAACUGGAGAGCCAGGACGAAUCAGGUCUGCAGACAGAGACGACUACGAACGGACAGAACGAUAUAAUCUUCAGACACAACAUAAGGCUGCAGACGCCCAAGUGCGACUGUGCGGAGUCUGACAGUUUCAAGUCUUUGUUGUACAGAGUCAAUGGGCUGGAAGAAGAAGUCAACUACCUAAAGACCCAGUGUACUCAGGGCUGUUGUGGAACAGGUGGUGCUGUAGGUGUGGACACAAGCUGCAGUGGCCAUGGUACCUACCAACACGACACCUGCAGCUGCCUCUGUAACCCGGGAUGGGAAGGCCCCGAUUGCUCAGUGUCCUCCUGCCCAGAUGAGUGUAAUGACAAUGGCCGAUGUGUGGACGGGAAGUGUGUUUGCCAGCAGGGCUACACGGGAGACGACUGCGGCCAGCUGACAUGUCUGGGCAAUUGCAGCGACAAGGGACGCUGCGUGGACGGGAAAUGUGUGUGUUUCCCGCACUUCAGUGGCGAAGACUGCAGCGUAGCCAAGUGUCCCAAUGACUGCAGCGCUAAUGGCCGGUGUGUGGACGGCCAGUGCAUCUGUGAUGAAGGCUUCUAUGGAGAGGACUGUUCAUCAGUGUUUGGACCUCAGGGUCUGCGGGUGGUGCAGGUGACGGACGUCUCUCUCCUGGUCGAGUGGGAGUCAGUUCGUGGGGCAGAAUAUUACAUUUUGACAUAUCAUCCCAAAGGUGCUGGAGCCCUGGAGCAGGUGCGGAUUCCCAACACAAAGAACUCCUACCUCAUCACAGGGCUGACUCCUGGGGUCACUUACAUUGUCCAGGUGUACGCAGUCAUCAAAGAAAUCCACAGUGACGCAGACAAGAUCGAGGCUACAACAGAUGUCUCGGCCAUCGAUGAUAUUCAGGUUCUUGGCCAGACAGAAGUGUCUAUCCUGGUGGACUGGAAGAACCCACCAGCUGAAGUGGAUCACUUCAAGCUCACACACACUGACCCGGAGGGACAGGAGGAGGAGCUGAAUGUACAGGGCAGCCAGGAGGCGCGCACCAAACACACUAUAGUCGGUCUGUAUCCAGGAACCGAGUACCUGAUCUCAGUGCAGGCCAUCAAGGGAACAACUGAGGGGAAGACGUCCUCUGUCACCGGGGCCACAGACAACGAUGCUCCGAAAAACUUUGUCACCACCCAGGUAACAGAGGAUACUGCAACGGUUUCCUGGGAUCGAGUCCAGGCAGAAAUCGAGGGCUACAUGCUGAGCUACACCUCCGCUGAGGGCUCCAGCCCGGAGAUCUCCGUAGGCCGUGACAGCACCUCGUACAGGCUGGUUGGCUUGAGGCCGGGAGUCGUCCACACAGUCUACAUCUGGUCCUACAAGGGAUACAAAGUCAGCAGGAAGAGUUCGACAGAGGCUGAAACAGACCUGGAUGCCCCUACUAACGUCUUGGCCCGCGAUGAGACAGAGUCCAGUUUCAGGGUGUCCUGGGAUCACACUCAGGCAGCAGUCGACGGCUACGUCCUCACCUACAGCUCCUCUGAGGGCUCAAGUGCAGAAAUCCCACUUGGAUCUGACAGUAACUCUCACAUGCUGACUGGCCUGAAGCCCGGCGUCCUCUACACCGUCUACAUCUGGGCCGUCAAGGGGGGCAAAGUCAGCAGGAAGAUCUCAACACAGGCUGUGACAGAACUGGACGCUCCCGCUAACCUCUUAGCCCGAGACGAGACAGAGUCCAGCUUCAGCGUGUCCUGGGAUCCGGUCCAGGCAGAGAUCGAUGGCUACGUUCUAACCUACAGCUCCUCUGAAGGAUCUAGUGGGGAGAUCCCAGUCGGGCCUGACAGAACCUCUUACAGUCUGAAUGGCUUGAGGCCGGGAGUUAUCUACACUGUGUACGUCUGGGCUGUCAAGGGGAACAAAGUCAGCAGGAAGACCUCGACGCAAUCGGAGACAGACCGCGACGCUCCUGCUAACCUCUUAGCCCGAGAUGAGACAGAGUCCAGCUUCAGCGUGUCCUGGGAUCGGGUCCAGGCACAAAUUGAUGGCUACAUCCUAACCUACAGUUCCUCUGAGGGCUCUAGUGGAGAAAUCCCAGUCGGGCCUGACAGUAUCUCUUACACGCUGACUGGCCUGAGACCUGCAGUUCUCUAUACUGUCUACGUCUGGGCUUUCAAGGGAGGAAAAGUCAGCAGGAAGAUCUCAACCAAAGCUGAGACAGAUAUCGAUGCCCCCAAGGACCUGAAGGCUACGGAUGUGACACUGGACUCUGCCUCUCUGACCUGGAUUCCUCCUCUGGCGGACAUAGAAGGUUACAACCUCACCUACAGAGACGAGGAAGGCAACAUGGAGACUGUUGAAAAGCAGCUCGGAGCCAUCGUGAGCAGUUUUGCUGUGUCCAGUCUGGAGACGGGGAAGAGAUACAUCGUCACCCUCAUUGCCUACAGAGGCAGCAAGAGGAGUAGGGUGGUGGAGACGAUCUUUAAAACAGUUGGCUUCCUAUACCCCUUCCCCAUGGACUGCGUUCAGAUCAUGAAGAACGGAAAUAAGAAAAGCGGAAUCUACACCAUCUUUAUUAACAACAACAGCUCCAAACCAAUUGAGGUCUUCUGCGACAUGGACACUGACGGAGGCGGCUGGCUGAUGCUGCAGCGCCGUACAACCGGCAAGCUGGACUUCCUGAAACGCUGGAGGCAGUACAUCGCAGGUUUUGGCAACAUGACGGACGAGUUCUGGAUCGGGCUGGAUAAGAUAUACGAGCUCACCAACACUCCGACUCAGUACGAGCUGCGAUUUGACCUGGGCCUGGGCUCAGAGAGGGUCUACGCUGUGUAUGACAACUUUAAGAUCGAUCCAGUCAAGCAGAAGUUCAAACUCACCAUCGGCAAAUACAGCGGGACAGCAGGUGACGCCAUGACCUACCACCAAGGCCGAGCCUGGACCACUAUCGACUCAGAUAAUGACAUCUCUCUGGGUAACUGCGCCCUGACCCACCGCGGCGCCUGGUGGUACCAAAACUGUCACCUGGCCAACCUGAACGGCAAAUGGGGAGACAGCCGACACAGUUUGGGGGUGAACUGGGAGCCGUGGAAGGGCCACCUGACGUCCCUCGACUUCACGGAGAUGAAGAUCCGACCUCUGGGAGCCUUGUCCAGCAGGAAGAGGCGAUCGUUGUUGGCCAGAGAGAAGAGCAGAAACACAAACCUCCAAAAGAAAUAGAAGAGCGCCCCCUUCUGAAACUACAACACAAGUCUUCAGCCAUUUUAACCUGCCGUCACACUUGACUGGGAUAUAUCUCCUUUUAUUAGUGUAAGUUUUGCUCCUCUGACCACACAGGAAAAAUCUCUCUCCAAGUCUUCACCAUAGACUGUGUUUAAAGAUGGACGACAUGACAGCUCCCCAAAAGUGAAGCCAAAGUGUCUUUGUCACCCCCUGGUGGCUGGAUGUAGUAUAGGUCAUAAGCCCUGCCUCCUUAGAGGAAGAAACAUGAACCAAACUAAAAAGUCAAAGACUAUCUCAAAUACAUUUUUCUCAAUACAUUUUUCUCGACUAGGCCUCGCUAUUGUGGCUCCAUCACCCAAUUCUUAUACCACUCUGACUCCUAAUGCGUUCGUAUCGGGGAUAUUUUUGCUUCAUUUUUGGAUAGCGAGGGGAAGGGAAGACGCGUCGCCCAUCUUCAUAUACAGUCUAUGGUGUGAACACUUUUUAAUGGGUGGGUGGGGGGUUGGGGACUGUGGGGGGACAUUGCUUAGCAAGUAACUUAUUGUCUGUUUGUCUCAAGUGAGAUUUUAUCAAAAUUCCCAGGUUUAGUUUGGCAAAACUGUUUUGUUAAACUUCUGUUUCACUGAUUUUGGUUGAAACUUCAAUUAUAAACCAGAAAACAGUAGAACUGAGUAAAAUUGAAAAGAAACUAAAAAACAUCCAAUUAUUGCAUUCAUUUAAAGUUUUUUUUUAUAACAUGGGGUAGCAGCCUAGGAUAUUUGUAUUAUAUUUGUUACAUUCAUGUUCUAUGAAUAACUUGAGUAGCAACUUUGCCUGUGUAUAGUGGUAUUGUCAUCAUAACAUAAAUGUUUGAAAAAAAAGUGUGGAAAGUGUGUGUUUUGUUUUUGAUCAGGCUCGGACGAUUAGCGAGUUAGCGUCCUGAGUUUAUUGAUUAUGGAGCUGGCUGGCUGUGACACAUUAAACUGCCACUGUGCCUCAAAAACUGUCACAUCACAUUAGCUUGUGUAGGACAAGCUGGGGGAUAAUGGUGGAUGGCUGUGUAGAUUGUCCAUAUUGCUCCUGCUUUAUAUUCAUGUGAUCGGGACGGCGCACAUCCGUCAAUGUGAUGUGGCCGCGUCAAACAUCAACAACAAUCACGUUUGUUUGCCUCAUACAUAGAAAUUUAUCGCCACAGUCUUGUUUUCAAGCUGGAAAACUGACAAAGGUUAUUAGUACUAGUUUCACUCUGGCUUUAUUACUUAAUUAAGCAUUUUUUUUACACUUUUAUUACAAACUCUGUUGGUUUACGUGACAAGGACGAAGGACAUCAAUCAACCUGCUAAUCUGCCAUAACUGUUUUACAGCCCCCGCUCCUCAUAAAUCCAGAGUUGCCAACAUUUUUCUUUUUAAGACUUCAUGGGUUACGAGGGUUUAUUCCAGGCGAUACUCAGAAAGGCUUUUCAAGGACACAAAUGAGGAGCCACACUGAGGAAUUAAAAAAAACCUGUGUAUGACUGUUUUUUCUCAGUUUUGUCAAAUUAAAAGUAUAGUUGCUCAUU